UUUCUUACUUACCGAGUUCCUGUCUGAGGAAUAUUAACCCUUUAUUUGACUGCUUUCUUUCAGAGAUGUGGUACUGGGUUUUCCUCUGGGCUCUCUUCUCCUCUCUCUUUGUCCAUGGUGCUGUGGGAGUGUUAAUGUUUGUGAUGCUGCAGAGACAUAGGCAGGGCCGGCUGAUCUCUGUCAUUGUGGUCAGCAUUGGAUUUCUGGGGUCUGUAACUGGAGCAAUGAUAACCAGUGCUGCAGUAGCUGGAAUCUACAGAGUAGCAGGAAAGAAUAUGGCUCCUUUAGAAGCUCUUGUCUUUGGUGUGGGACAGACAGUCCUGACAUUAAUUAUCUCAUUCUCAAGAAUCCUUGCAACACUUUGA
This is a messenger RNA of Merops nubicus (carmine bee-eater), 365 nucleotides long. Its product is annotated as transmembrane protein 170B-like. The transcript is spliced from 2 exons. Gene Ontology annotation, biological process: negative regulation of canonical Wnt signaling pathway. Gene Ontology annotation, cellular component: plasma membrane. The annotation marks the transcript as partial. The record is from RefSeq and is a predicted model, not a curated record. Lineage: Eukaryota; Metazoa; Chordata; Aves; Coraciiformes; Meropidae.